AUGGUCGCUUCUCCCGUCGCUCCUCUGCAGGUGGCCAUGAUCGGCAGUGGUGAAUACACCACCGGUUUGACCGCGAACGAUGCCAAGUCGGACAAGAAGAUUGGAGGUGAGUACCCAAGAUCUGAAAUGCAGACAUGAAGGCGUUCUCCCUUCGCUACGUUUCGGGGCGCUCGGUUCUCUUGACCUGACCGCGUGGAACGCUCUCCUCCCCAUCCUCGUCCCGCAGUCGUCGGAUUGACCUUGUUCGAUCUCAGGUGAGCCGGAAAAGCUAUUUGCAACCCAUAGCCCAUAACGCGGCUACUCACCAUUUGCUCCACCGCAUUGUUUGAAAAUCACUAGGCGCCGAGGUAUCGUCGACAAACUUUCCAUCGUCGGUACUUCCGACAAGUGGGCUCAAGUCGAUGAGCACUUUGCCAAGAACAUCGCCGGUGCCUACAAGGUGAGCAGAGCCUUCCUCGGGAAGAGCUAGUUCGUUCCGUGCUGAUACCGUGCUGUUCGCGCGACAGGACAUGGACUGCUCUUACGAACCUUUCCCUGCCCGCGGAGCGUCGCGAGACCCCGAUGCCUACAAAGCUGCCAUCGAUGCUUUGCCCAAAGGCGCUGCCAUUACCAUUUUCACUCCCGACUCGACCCACCACGAGAUCGCGCUGUAUGCGAUCCAAAGGGGUAUCCACGUGCUCGUCACCAAGCCGGCGUGCCAAAAACUCGCGGACCACAUCGACCUCAUCAACGCGGCCAAGAAAGCUGGCGUCUUCGUCAUGGUCGAGCACCACAAGCGUUUCGACCCUUCUUACGCCGAUGGCAAGUUCAAGGCGACGUUGAUCGGUGCACCCAAUUACUUUAGCUCGUACAUGUCGCAACCGAAAACUCAGCUCGAGACGUUCAAGGCUUGGGCCGGUCGCGAUUCCGACAUUUCCUACUACCUCAAUUCGCACCACAUCGAUGUGCACUGCUGGUACAUGGAAGGUGUUGAAGGGGAUUGGGCACCUGUCAAGGUCACCGCCAGUGGAUCGGGUGGUGUUGCGACUUCGGCACCUUUCAACUGCGUCGCAGGGACCGAGGACACGAUCACGCUCUUGGUCGAAUGGGUCUCGCAAAAGGACAAGACACAACGAUGCACGGGAGUGUACACGUCGAGUUGGACGGCCCCGAUCGGCGCGGGUGUGCAUAGCGAGCAAUACUUCCACUACAUGGCCGCGAAGGGAGAGAUUCGGGUCAAUCAGGCUCGUCGAGGUUACAACGUCGUCACCGACGCCGAGGGGACAAAGGACUACAACCCCUGGUGAGUUGGCUGCCAGGCUUUGGGAUUGGGAUAUUGGUGCUUUUACUGACCUUUCGGGCUUUCUUCCAGGUACAUGAACUACGCCCCGGAUGGUGAGGGCCUCUUCCAGGGCCAACACGGCUACGGCUACAUCUCGAUCGAGAAAUUCGUCACUGCUGUAAGUGCACUUUGUUCUUUUCAGUCGAUCGCCUCACUUUCCUGGUCCACGACACUGAAUCUCGUCCCCGGGGUUAAUUCUAUAGUGCCAACGCGUCAACGCCGGUACGAUCGACCUCGAGCACCUCGACAGGACGUUGCCGACCAUCAAAGCGACCGUCUUGACCGGUGCCAUUCUCGAGGCGGGCCGAAGGUCAUUGGAUGAGAAGCGAUCGAUUGAAGUGGUGCACAAGGAUGGUGAAUGGGCGUUGGUUUGA
Microbotryum saponariae is the source of this 1695-nucleotide messenger RNA. The record is from the annotation of a GenBank genome assembly. Lineage: Eukaryota; Fungi; Basidiomycota; Microbotryomycetes; Microbotryales; Microbotryaceae.